AUGUCGGAGGAAGAAGGGUCGUGCAGUCGAGUUAACACGACGCCUGUUACCAACGCACGUAAGAGAAAAGCCGGGGACUCUCCACCCGGACAAGUUCCUCCGAGUAUUGCUGCCGAAAUGAGUGCAAUAACAGAAUACAUAAGAGACUGCAAGGCAUUUAUGCAGGACAUGCAAGGUACGGUCAAGCUGGGGAAAAAGUGGAUCUUUGUAAUUGAGGAAUUCCUGGCUAAGAUUCAGACCAGCAGUACCAACAUUGCCAUGGAGGCCGCGGUCAUCUCGGGCAAGUACCAAGAAGCCAGGAUAGAGGCCGCGGACCAGUACAAAAACUUUGAGGACAUUAUAACUAGAACUCAGCACGACAGGACAUACGCCAGGGUAGUCGGCCCGAGCACUGUAGUUGCCCCGACCAGUGAACCGAACGAUAAUUUCCCCGCACCCACGGAAGUGCAAAGGCCGAGAGUGAGGAAGAAGCCUCAGGUCAGUAAAGAGAGAGACAAGCUCGAAAAGGCCAAGAAGAUGCCGGUCAAACCAGUAUUUAUUGGUAUUGACGAAGAGGUCGAAAUGGAUCAUAUAUGGGACGCCGUAAAGUUGGCCACUCCCAAGCCAAGGAUCGAUACGUGUAGAACAACGUCUACAGGACAAAUUAUGGUGACCAGCUCGGACGAGCGGACGAUACAGGCUCUUAGGUCAAUGAAUGAGAUGGUGACGGAGACCGCACCCAGAAAGCCAAGGGUCAGAUUGAAAGGUAUUCCCAGGCAAUACGAAACGGACUUUAUACAAGAGUCACUGAUAGACCAGAACUCAGCACUAGACGGCAUCAGCAAAGAAGACGUAAGAUCUCUGUUCAAGUGCGGCCCCUUGAGUCGGGAUGAUUGCUGCGACUGGGUCAUUGAAGUCACGCCCGAAAUUCAUAAAAUCAUUACUGGAAAAAGAACCUUCAUCGGAAUGGUGUCCACCUUCCCAUCUACAUACAUCAACCCGCCCCACUGCGGCAAGUGCUUAAAGGUAGAUCACACAAUAAAUAAGUGCAGCGAGACCAGCUUCAAGUGCUUUCACUGUGCCAAACCGGGACACAACAAGACCGACUGCCCGGACAAGGAGAAGUCCCCCACCUGCGCCCAGUGCGGCGGACAACACAAGCCGCUGUCCACAAGCUGCCCCACUUGGAUCAAGAGAGUAAGAGCCCUUCAAAUGCGCACGCAGUACGAUGUAUAG
Macrosiphum euphorbiae (potato aphid) is the source of this 1215-nucleotide messenger RNA. Lineage: Eukaryota; Metazoa; Arthropoda; Insecta; Hemiptera; Aphididae. The record is from the annotation of a GenBank genome assembly.